GAACAUACCUCGGGAGGUGCAGGAGGAAAGAAAGCAAAGGUCAGGAUGGUGAUGAUGUUGCUGCGGACACGGGUGCAGUAGAGUGGCAGCCGGUGGCAGCGAAGGGAGAGCAAGGGGCUCCGUGUUUGAGCGGGGUUUGCGCUUGUUGUCCAUUGGGCACCGUCCGGCCGGCGCGAGUUGUUAGUGAUACCAUGCCGAAAGCCCACUUCAAGUUCAGAGCUUGAAACAAGGUCCCCCACUGUACACUUUCUUCUCUUCCUCCCUCUGCCUCCUGCUCCUCUUCCCACUCUCUGCUCACCACUAUAACAGCCCCACGAGCAACCAGCAAACACGUCCUACAGCAGUCAUGGGCAGGCGAAAGAUCGAAAUCCAACCGAUUACACACGAACGCAAUCGCUCUGUCACUUUUUUGAAGCGCAAGAAUGGUCUGUUCAAGAAGGCUUAUGAGCUUGGUGUGUUGUGUUCAGUAGACGUUGCUGUCAUUAUCUUUGAAGAACGUCCUGGGCAUCAUGUCAAGCUAUACCAAUACUGCUCUGGUGAUGUCAAUAACAUCGUCCAACGACACCUUCGAUUCGAAGGGGAGAGGGAUACCAAGGGACCGCAUGACUUUUCUGGUGUAAAAGCCGAGGACGUCGCAGACGAAGAUGAAGACGGUGACGAAGACGACGGGUCUCGCCCCAAGAUGAAUGGCAAGUCCACCAAGCCAAAGAUCGAGAAUACCAACAGCAACGGGUUGGGUUCACAUCGGCCGUCGCUUCACACCGACCUAUCAAGCAACAUGGACAUUGACUAUCGUUCAAGCAACACCCGAGGAUCACCAAACAGUCUAGGUUCACCGAAUCUUCCUAUCUCGGGCGAGAGAUUGAACCUGGGAGCAUCCAACAUGCGAAGCCUCCCCAUGAACAGCAACACCAAUCAUAACAACAAACGUCCACGGUUAGCACCUCUCACAGGUGAUCUUUCCCCCGAUUCCCAUCUACAUGCCGCUCAAUCUGCACCAGCUGCAAUGGGUCCUUCCUCUGCUGGUUCGGGAGGUGGUCCCACCUAUCCCUAUCGCUUAGAAGUCGAUUUGAACUUUCCGCCAUCUGGUCAUUUAGGAUCUUUGGGCUCAGGUUUACCUCCCCAUGGAGCGCCACAUCCGAGUCUUUCAGGACUGUAUUCGCAUAAUGGGUUGAUGAACUCCCAAACAUCACCAGGAUUCGUCCCACCGUUUGAUUUCUCCCGUCCUACGCAGCAUCAACAACAGGGAGCUCCGACUUUGCGUUCUGUCACUUUCCCAUCGCAUUCAUCUGGGCCGUAUGCGAAUCCACAGCAACAGACUGGCGUGUAUCAAUCACAACAAGGAUCUCAUAGAAGUGGGGUAGGGGUGACAGGCGGGCAACAUGUCCAGAACAAUAGUUUGUUUGCAGAUUUGUUGGAUAGCGCGACUGGGGACCAUCAUUCGGGGCAUCACCAAAGUGCUUCGACGACGUUCUCAGCGUUUGAUUGGCCAGUGCACAAUCAGCAGUCUCAGGCUCAACGCGAUUCAGUCGCACAACAGCCAACAAAUGAUUCAGGUCCUAACUGGUUAGACUUCCUCUCCGGGCCUUCCCCAUCUUCCCAGCAGCAGCCACAACAACAAUCCCCCUCCCUCUCACUCCCUUCCCACCAAAAUCAUUCCCCCGGUCGGCCUGCAUCCAAUAGUGUCAGCAGUACGCGCUCUAACGCUAGUUAUACUGCCAUAACUCCGGCUGGUUCAUCGAUGGAGAGUAUGUCACCGAGUAUGCUUGGGAGGAAAAGGAGUAGAGGUGAUGAUGACGGGACUGCUAUGAGUGUGAGUGAUCUCGGAGUUGAUGAUGGUGAGGAGGUCAGGAUCAGUGGGUCCUCAUCUCUGACGGGCGGCGGGGUUGGUGUUAAUGGGAAGUUGGAUCAUGCGGAGGGGAGUCCUGGGGGUGGGGGUAGAGGAUGAUAUGGUCGGGUCUGUGAACAAUAAAACCCGCUCGUCGAGUCUCUUAAUUGACGAGUGGGAGACAGACUCGAUGAGCAACGACAGUCCCGACACAUGCAGGCAAAUGUUCGACUCAGGGUACGAUGGCAUUUCUGCUGUCAUCGGUCUCGUCGGACGAGUUCGAGCAGAAGCACUCCGGCUUUCGGUGACACCUCGCUUCUACCCCGUUUCCCAAUCUCGGUGUACACACGACCGCCCGCGUGGGCUUUUGACAGAUUGUGAGAGGCAUCUUUCCAGCACACACCGCAUAUGCCACGUUACCCUUUUUUUUUCCUCCGGCGAAUUCAUACUCUCAUGCGAUUGGUGCGAGGACGCUUAUUUGUUCUUUUUCCCUUGUCUAUCCUUUUUUUCUCAUUGUUCUCUUUUUUUCGCCCUUGUCUGCGCCGCACAUUAAUGCUUUUGAAAUACCGUUAUCUGCUGCUUUCAUCUCUAUGGAUCUGGGUAUCGGAGAACAUGACCCCAUACCACCUGUCUAAAUCUCAUCGGACAUUUUGUAUCUAUGCUUCGUCGACGUCUAAGCCCCGGUAUAAAGUAAACAUGAGAAUUGAAAAUGCCAUCAUUGCAGUC
Somion occarium is the source of this 2554-nucleotide messenger RNA. NCBI's taxonomy places the organism in Eukaryota, Fungi, Basidiomycota, Agaricomycetes, Polyporales, Cerrenaceae. The record is from the annotation of a GenBank genome assembly.